This is a messenger RNA of Agrilus planipennis (emerald ash borer), 2708 nucleotides long. Its product is annotated as zinc finger protein 37-like. The record is from RefSeq and is a predicted model, not a curated record. Gene Ontology annotation, molecular function: zinc ion binding. The transcript is spliced from 11 exons. NCBI's taxonomy places the organism in Eukaryota, Metazoa, Arthropoda, Insecta, Coleoptera, Buprestidae. Gene Ontology annotation, cellular component: nucleus. Bases 196 to 2454 code for a protein of 752 amino acids.
UGUAAAACUGAAAAAUUUUGAGCUAUGAUUACGGCUAUGAUUUUUGAGACAAUUUUGAGAAAACGAUUUGUUACCAAAUUGGCAUACCAAUUAAUAUAUACCCAAAGUGCAAAUUUAGCAUGCUAUUUGUAAAUAGUUUAGUUUAAAGUACGAUUUUGUGUGGUAAAGGACAAAAACUAAAUCAAAACAUAUGCAAUGCAAAACAAAGUCCAUGAUGGAACAGUGAAGGUUACACCAUAUUUAUACGAUUCUUAUCUUUGCCGAUUAUGUGCAAAUGAAAAUCUAAAUGGUACAAAAAUUUUUCCGAAAAACGAAAACGAAUCUGAUUUAAGUCAGCUUAUUAAUAAAUAUUUGCCCCUGAAGGUUUAUGAUGACGGAAAAUUGCCACAGUUAAUUUGUCCAGGUUGUUACAUUCAAGUGGAAGCCACUAAACAAUUUUUAGAUCUGGUUUUAGAAGGUCAGAAAAAGCUUCGUGAUUUGUUGCAAUUACAAGAAACUGAAGAACACUUAGAUGGAGAUAUUGAAAAGACAACUCUGGAAAAUGCAGUUAAUACAUAUGUACAAACAGAUGAGAAUGGCAGAAAUAUUUUUAUUCAAGUAUUAUCGAAUGGCUCCUUAUAUCCACCUGAACAUUCACUAUCAGUACUUGCUGCGGGUUCAGAAAAACCAAAGAGAAGACGCGGUAGGCCACCCAAAACGAUAACUACAGAGUGCAAUGAAAAUGAGCCGCAAAAAGAGACAAAAGUCAAACCUGAAUCUGAAGAUGAACCUGAAACUGACAAUGAUGGACGAAGAAAAAGGAAAAUAAAAGUACCUACAAGAUUUCAAGAAGUUGUCCAGGGGAAAGAACUGGAAAGAAUUUUUCUAGAAGAAGGUGUUAUAGGUGAAGAUUCAACAUCAGAUUAUGAACAUGGUAAAGCAGAUCACUUAGAAGAUAAUGAAAUUAUUGGUCGCUUACAAAGUAAAGAUGGUGAUAAUCUUGGAGAAUUAAUUAUAGUUAACAGAGUCUCAAGUAAAAUGAGGAAUACAUUUAAGAAUGAAGUAUCAAGAAGAAGAAAAAAACAUGAAGUCUGUAAGAAAAUAUUCAAUCAUCCCAGCAGUCUCAUUUAUCACCGUGAAGCUGAGCAUAAUAAUGGCCAGCGUUUUGUAUGCAUCAAAUGUGAUAAGAGCUUCAAGCACAAACAGUUAUUGCAAAGACAUCAACUUGUACAUUCGGAAGAGCGACCUUAUCGUUGCAAACAGUGUGAUGCAAGCUUUAAAACGAGAGCAAAUCUUAUAAAUCACAUGCCUAUUCAUACUGGAGAAAAAAAAUACUUUUGUUCACAAUGUGGACAGACAUUUGCCCACAAAACUUCUCUAACAUUGCACAUAAGAUGGCACAGUGGUCAGAAACCGUUCCAGUGUGAUAUUUGUUUAAAGUCUUUCUCACAGAAAGGCAAUUUGGCUGAGCACAAGCGGAUUCAUACAGGAGAGAAACCAUAUAAUUGUGAACAUUGCAACAGAAAAUUCACUACCUCUUCUCAAUAUAAACUACACAUGAAACGACACAGUGGGGAGCGACCGUGGAGAUGUGAAUUUUGUCCAAAAACAUUUCUUCACAGGGAUACGUGGAAAUGUCAUACUAGACGACAUAAAAACGAAAAACCGUACCAAUGUGAGCAGUGCCUUAAAGGUUUUACUGAACAAUGUGCUUUGAAAAAGCACGAAAGAUUACAUACUGGUGAAAAGCCUUAUGUUUGUGAAUUCUGUAAUAGAGGUUUUGCUGAUUGUUCGAAUUUAGCGAAACACAAAAGAAUACAUGAAAACGAACCUAAUUUAAUCGAGACACCAGAAAUCAAAGUGUUAACAUCAUCGAAGGACGAUGAAAACGAUAUAUUUUAUGUUACAUUGGAUCCAAAUUCUUCAGAAAUUCAAUCGCCUUCAUUAGUGCAAAUUAUGGAGCAGUUGGAUACAAAAAAUAACGAAAAUGAUGAAGCGCACGCCAAAAUAAACAAUAUUUCUACUUUAUCUACUAAAAAUAAUGCAGUUAUACAACAAAUUAUCGAUCAAGAAGGAAAUACCAUGUCAGUUGCUCUACCAGACGGACAAAUGCUUAGAGUAGUUACUACAAUGGAAAAUGGAGAACAGAAUUUUAAAGGUUUAACAAAUGACGGUAGUUUAAUACCCCUAAAUGUUAAUUUUGAAGAUGAAAGAACGAUAUUCGGAAACGAACAAAUGAAUGUAACGUUAGACGAAAAAGAAAACGAAUUUGAAGAAUGGACUAAUAAGAAGAAAGAUGAUUCAAAAGUAGCAACAAUUCCACUUAUUCAAUUUUUGGAUAGUGACAUACAAAUUUUACCUGGACAGAAAAUGGAAAACAAUUUACAAUUACUGGUAGAAGGACAGAAUGUUUGUUUUGUAACGGCCUAUAAUUCAGAUGAUCCUACGAACUCACAGUAUUUAGCAAUGGCCUAACACAGCAGAAAAUAUAAACCCUGUUUUCAUUAUUAUCUUUAUUUAAUAGGCUAUUAUGACAACCUCAGCAUGUGGUGAUGGAGUAUAAAGCACAGUAUUUUUGUAAUGAUUGGAAAUAAUUGUUCACAAAGAUAUGUUCUAAAUGAAUAUGUCGUUAAUAUGUAAUUUAUGUGUGCAAUGAACAUAAUGAUUAUCAUUUUACGACUGAGCAUUAAAACUAUUUGAUGACAUUCUCUAAUAAAUUGUGUGUAAAU